GGUGGAGUUUGAGGCUGUGAUAACUCCCCUUGGGGUCAGAACUGCGGACUUGGGCAGGAGCAGACUCAACAGGGCCGUGGUGGGCUGGGCCAGCGGAGUGGGCUCUCGGGCCCUGGGUGGCAGCUGUCGCCUCUGAGCACGUCUACGGAGGCCACAGCCCUGGGCUCUCAGCUCGGUCUAGUCCCGCAGGUGUUUUCUCCCAGGGCCAUGGACUCCUCCGCAGGGCCUCGGAUGCCUUUGCCCAAAUACUGCAGCGUGGCCACAACCCUGAAGGCCCCUGCCUGGGCCGGCACUGCUCCUCCCUGGGACUUCUCCUUCGCCUGCCCUCUCGCCUCCCAAGCACCCUGGCUCACCUGGCAGAACCCCCUCACCAGAUAUGCAUCUUAUGACCCGUGUUUCCACAUUGCUGACCCAGCAUGGCAGGGGCCUGGCUGGCUGGGAAGAGGUGGAGAUGCUGCGGACGCAUGGGUCCUGGCAAGAAGGGAAGCAGGUGGCUUUUAUUACAGGGCUCAGAUAAAGGCUGCUCCCGAGCUGGAGAGGCAGGGAGUCCUGCUGGUGGAAUUUGAGGCUCCCCUUGUCACAUGCCCAGGGCUGCCAGCCCAGCGGCAGAGCGUGGUCUUGGAGGAAGAUGUCAUUCAGUUCUCGCCAUCCGUGGAAUACUCACUGCGACUUGGGGACAAGGUGCUGGCACUCUGGGGACCAGACCAACAGCGCUAUGGCCCCGGCACUGUUGUUUUGGGCUUGGAGGCAAGAGACCCCCAGAGAGCAUCCAAAGAAGAAGAAAUUACUGUUCACUUCUGGAAUGGCAGGACAGCCCCUGUGCCGCUUGGAGGGGUCAGGUGGGUGCCCCCAGCCGUCUGGAAGAAGGCUGUGGACAGGCUGCACAAGCCUUUCACCACGGAGCACCCCAGGCCCCUCCUCUGGGCCCCUUGCUGCUCUCUGGUGGGGCCGGUAGCUGGAUGUGUCACCGGCGGGCUUCCUCUGAGCACUCCGUUCCUGUGCCCUCCCUGCCACCCGCAUGCCUGCUGCCAGCUGCUGGGCCAGGGCUGCCUCUGCUGCUGCCCCUUGGCCGGACCCACCUGGUGGCCUCUAACCAUAACCUCAGGGGUCACAGCCAGAGAGCAUCUACAGGCGGAGCUGAAGCCCACAGCACAGCUUUUGCCCCUUGAGGAUCCUGAGGAGGAAGAAGCAGCAGUGCAGGCUCCCAUGGCUGUUUCUUCCUCCUCUACCUCCUCUUCUUCUGAAGAAGAGGAUCUGGAGAACAAGCUGGAGAUGGGCCUUCCCCAGAGGCUGCUGGUGGACAGCACAGGCAACACGGCCCCCAUCCUUCUUGAGGAGUCUCCAAGGAGGCAGGGUGGCCUCUGCCAGCCGGAAUGGAGGUACUGGAGGAGAAACGGGUCUGAGCCGCAUCCCAGGAAGCCAGGAACAAGACUUUGCAACAUCGGGAAAGAAGAGAAGGGCAACAAACAACAGACAGUGAAAACUGCAGCAGUGGGGAGUCCCAGGGAGCUGGUCCUGGAAGCCACUGGCAUGAAGCCACUACAGAUCCUGCCAGAAGAAGCUGAACACAAAAAACUGAGUCGGGGUACUGCGGCACAUCAGGGGGACUAGAAUUACCCCUAAACUAAAAGCUCCAAGGAUCUAGGAAGCUGAAGAGUAGAUACCUGAGGAGGAGUUAGUUACAAAGUGGCUGACACAAGGCCUUCUUCUACGGAAAUGGUACAGUGCAGGCCACAGGUGAUAGUCUGAUAAGCAGCAGCAUCUUCACCCCAGGAAGACAUCCCUGCAGAUGAGUGGCAGGAAGGCACCUGUCCUAAGGGCACAGGAGUGUGGCGGCCCUGGCGAGGGCUCCCUGCCAGGGGCCUGGUGCGAUCUGCUUGAGGAUGCCUCUUCCACAGAAGCUACAGAACAUGGUUGGCCUGCUUUGGGCAAAUGUGUCCACAGCCUCUCUGCCAUCUUUUCAUAAAGCCUCAGUUGUACAUGAGCAACAUUUUGUUUGACUUCU
Messenger RNA from Balaenoptera musculus (blue whale), 2005 nucleotides. It is a transcript of the gene C8H11orf16, whose product is annotated as chromosome 8 C11orf16 homolog. The record is from RefSeq and is a predicted model, not a curated record. NCBI's taxonomy places the organism in Eukaryota, Metazoa, Chordata, Mammalia, Artiodactyla, Balaenopteridae. The transcript is spliced from 7 exons. The coding region runs from base 208 to 1611 and encodes 467 amino acids.